Cantharellus anzutake is the source of this 420-nucleotide messenger RNA. RefSeq lists its product as uncharacterized. The record is from RefSeq and is a predicted model, not a curated record. Bases 1 to 420 code for a protein of 139 amino acids. The transcript is spliced from 4 exons. Lineage: Eukaryota; Fungi; Basidiomycota; Agaricomycetes; Cantharellales; Hydnaceae.
AUGGCUCAAGCUUUGACACCUCGCACUAAUUUUACAGGCUAUGCCAAACUCCUUAUCGGUUCGGAUGAGGGGGAAGCAUUACCAGUCACAUUUGAUGUCUAUAUUGGCAAAGCGGUGUUAAAUCGCCUGAAUAUGGGCGAUCUCAUUUUCAUACGAGGCAAUCUCCUCACCCGAAACAUCAACAACAAGCUCCAAGCAUCGUCUACAUUGUCCACCUGCACAGUGCUCAUAACGGGACAUCCCACCGAUUCCAUGCAACCUUCCUCAGAGACAAACAUCAUUUUCGACGUCACCGGAACGACUACUGCCAUCGCCGAUCGUUCUUUUGUAAUGGCCACUGGUUCAUUUGAUCCCUUGUCUCAUCAAAUGGUUCAAUACUCUGUACACAUUUUGAUUCCUGCCUGUAAGGGGUUGGUGUAG